AUGAAAUUUUCAGCCACCAUUCUUUUGAUUGUUGCCCUUUUGGCUUCAAUUGGUUUCUCCACUCCAUCUGAAUACAAAAAAGAUGAAUUUUACAAGUAUUGUCAAAAUAUUGAAUUUAAGAAACCUGUUGAUGGUAUCAUGUAUAUGAUUAAUAGCACUCAAGUUGCGGAUUUUGUCGUCCCCAAGGAUUGUAUGAAAAAAUAUGGUUAUUAUUUGAUGACCACCGUCGAAAUUUUCAGUAUCGGCGCCAACAAAAUAAUUGAUACCAUCGUUGAACAGGAAUAUUAUUAUCAUGUCCAAAGUGAAUCUGGAAUGUUCAUCGCCAAGGAUGAAAAGUAA
Messenger RNA from Funneliformis mosseae, 339 nucleotides. Lineage: Eukaryota; Fungi; Glomeromycota; Glomeromycetes; Glomerales; Glomeraceae. The record is from the annotation of a GenBank genome assembly.